This is a messenger RNA of Plutella xylostella (diamondback moth), 1946 nucleotides long. Lineage: Eukaryota; Metazoa; Arthropoda; Insecta; Lepidoptera; Plutellidae. The record is from RefSeq and is a predicted model, not a curated record.
AUGGAAGCGAUUCAAAGCAUGGUCGAAAAACCGUUAAUAUUCCGAGAACUAACCCCCAACCUUUCCCCAGGAUGCGUGCCCUCCAGAUACAUCCUGGCGGUGCUGGGCUCUAUAGGCAUGGCGAUAGUGUACGGGCUGAAGGUGAACCUGUCGGUGGCCAUGGUGGGCAUGCUCAACCACUCCGCCAUCGGGGGCGGCGGCGACCAUGGUGUGGGCGGCGAGGAGUGCGCGGCCACUGAUGCUGGUCAUGUCGUGGAGGAGCCGGAUGGUCCGUUCGCGUGGUCCGGUGGGGUGCGCGGGACAGUGCUCAGCUGCUACUUCUGGGGAUACCUCGUCUCGCAGAUACCUGGUGCCCGUAUAGCGGAGCAGUUCUCAGCCAAGUGGGUGAUGUUCUUCAGCGUGUCCAUCAACGUGGUCUGCACCCUCCUCACUCCGGUGAUGGCGAACGCGCACUACAUAGCUGUAGUGGUCAUGAGAGUCGGGGAGGGGAUCGGUGGUGGAGUAACAUUUCCCGCCAUGCACGUGCUGCUAUCGAAGUGGGCGCCUCCCGCCGAGCGGAGUGUCAUGGCGGCGCUGGUUUACGCGGGAACGUCGCUGGGAACUGUCAUCUCUAUGCUGAUGGCGGGAGUUUUGACAGCCAACUUAGGCUGGGAGAGCGUAUUCUACGUGAUGGGCGGCCUGUCCCUGAUCUGGUGCGUGCUGUGGGCGGCGCUGGUGCAGGACUCGCCGCAGCAGCAGCCCUUCAUCAGCCAGGAGGAGCGGACCAUGAUCGUGACGUCACUGGGCGGGAAGACGGAUGAGGGUCCGAAGAAGAAGCUGCCAGUCCCGUGGCGCGCAGUCCUCACCUCACCCGCAUUCCUAGCCAUCCUGGUGAGCCACGUGUGCUCCAACUGGGGCUGGUACAUGCUGCUCAUCGAGCUGCCCUUCUACAUGAAGCAGGUGCUGAAGUUCAACAUGACCGAGAAUGCCGUAACAACGUCUCUGCCGUUCCUCUCGCUGUGGCUGUUCAGCAUGGUGCUGAGCAAGCUGCUGGACCACCUGCGAGGGAAGGGAGUCAUCACCACCACUACUGCUAGAAAAGUUGGAACUCUUUUCGCAUCAGCAGUGCCAGCCGUCUGCCUGCUCUCUCUCUGCUACGUGGGGUGUGCGCGCGGCGCCGCCGUGGCCCUCACCGCCAUAGCUAUCACCUGCAUCGGAGGCAUGUUCUGUGGCUUCCUGGCGAAUCAUAUUGACAUUGCGCCCAAUUUUGCUGGGACUCUAAUGGCGUUGACGAACACGGUGGCGACCAUUCCCGGCAUCAUCGUGCCCCAGUUUGUGGAGAAACUGACCGACAAGAACCCAACCAUAUCAUCCUGGCGAAUCAUAUUCUUCGUGACAAUCGGCUUGUACGUGGUAGAGAUGGUAGUAUACUCUGUGUUCGGGUCGGGCGAGCAGCAACCUUGGAAUAAUGACGGCGAGGCGAAGAGUGAUUCUACUGAGACCGCGCCGCUGAGCGACGCGGAUGAUAAGAAAACGGCUGAGGCUUGAAUCUUUGCGGAAAAGACGAUCUUUUAAUCAGGCAUGUCUAAAAUUUAUUGGAAGUAGAUAAGUUUAGGUAUAGGUAUGAUGUAUUUUUUCAACUUGCUUAUUCAACCAAAUACUGAUAUGCAAAUUGCAUGUAGUCAUUUCUACUGCCAUUCGUGUAACGGCCGCCAUUUUUAUAUAAUUGUUUAUCCGCGUUUUACUCAAAAAUUAUUUAAUUUUGUACCUAUAUUUUUUAUUAACAUUUUGUACGAUAACCUAUCCAGUCGCUUUACAGACAGAGAAGUAUUAAAAAUAUCGUAAUAUUUUAACUUAGCAUUUGUACUUUGGAGAAGAUAAAAAGUUUUUUUGUAAGCAGAAUUUUUAUUUAAGAAUAAUAUUAGUAUUUAUGUAGCUUUGUUAAAAUUAAGAUUUUUAUGUAAAAG